UUCCUUUGAUGUUGAGAGAGACGACUUGCAUAAGAUCUUUUCUUCCCCCUCUAUUUCUUCCUCACCCCUCCGACUUCCUCCAGCUACAGUCCGUACACGGCGCCGCGACCCCGGUGGUAUCCACUCUGUACGUGGCGGCAGCGAGCCCCUCGCCGUCGCCAGCCAUGGACGCGGUGGCGAGCGGCGACAGUCUCCUACUCCUUGCCAUCGCCGUCUCCCUGCUCGUCGCUGCUGCCGUCUGGUCCAGGCGUGGUCGGUGGCGCGGCAACGUCGCGCCGAGCCCGCCGUCGCGCCCGCUUCUCGGGCACCUCCACCUGCUCGGCAAGCCGCUGCACCGCUCGCUGGCCGCCCUUGCCGCCGCGCACGGCUCCGGGGGCGGGGCUGCGGCGCCGCUCCUGUCGCUGCGCCUGGGCGCGCGGCGGGCGCUGCUGGUGUCCACGCACGGCGCGGCCGAGGAGUGCUUCACCGCGCGCGACGCCGCGCUGGCGGGCCGGCCGCGGCUGCUGGCGGGCGAGCGGCUCGGGUACGGGUACACGAUGGUGGUGUGGGCGCCCCACGGCGACCACUGGCGCGCCGUCCGCCGGUUCCUCGCCGUCGAGAUCUUCUCGGCGUCCCGUCUCGCCGCGCGCGCCGCCGACCGCCGCGCCGAGGUCGACGCGCUCGUCGGGAGCAUGCUCCGCGGCGGCGCCGCCGUGACGCUCCGGCCCAGGCUCUUCGAGCUGGUGCUCAACGUCAUGCUGCGCGCGGUCACCGGGGAGCGCGCAAGCCGCGCCGACGUGCGCAGGUUCCAGGAGAUCGUCGAGGAGACGUUCGCGGUGAGCGGCGCGCCCAGCAUCGGGGACUUCUUCCCGGCGCUGCGCUGGGUGGACCGCCUGCGCGGCAUCGACGCGGCGCUAGUGCGUCUGCAGGGGAGACGCGACGCGUUCGUUGGCGGCCUCGUCGACGACCAACGGCGAAGGCGCGACGGCGGUAGUCGCCGAGACACGGAGAAGAAAAGCAUCAUUGACGAGCUCCUGUCGCUGCAAGAAAUUGAUCCCGAGUACUACACCGACACUGUCAUCAAAGGCAUCGUCUUGGUACUACUCUCUGCCGGGACCGACACGUCUGCGCUAACUACCGAAUGGGCAAUGGCGCUGCUGCUGACACACCCGGAAGCGAUGCGGAAGGUGAGGGCUGAGAUAGACACCAAGGUUGGCACCGCACGGAUGGUGGAGGAGUCGGACAUCACAAACCUUCCGUAUUUGCAAUGCGUGGUGAAGGAGACCCUCCGGCUAUGCCCCGUCGCACCGAUCAUUCCGGCACAUGAGGCCAUGGAGGACUGCACCGUCGGUGGGUUCGACGUUCGCCGCGGCACGAUGAUCCUCGUGAACGCUUGGGCGAUCCACCGGGAUCCCAAUCUCUGGGAUGCAGCCGGGGAGUUCAGGCCUGAGAGGUUCUUGGACGCCGGUAUGGUGACCGCGGUCACCGCACCCCUGCUGCCAUUUGGGCUUGGACGGAGGCGGUGCCCCGGCGAUGGGUUGGCGAUGCGUCUAGUUAGCUUGACACUGGCAGCGCUCGUGCAGUGCUUUGAGUGGGAUGUCGGUAAAGGUAGUGUGAUUGACAUGUCUGAAGGUGGUGGGCUGUCCAUGCCAAUGGCGACGCCAUUGUCAGCUGUCUGCCAGCCCCGAAAGUUUGUCGAGCGCAUGCUCUGUGCUUCAACAUAAACAUGGUCAGAUGGAGAAUAAACAGAAUUUGAUGGUACCAAGUAAGGUAA
Panicum virgatum (switchgrass) is the source of this 1753-nucleotide messenger RNA. RefSeq names its product cytochrome P450 81Q32-like. The coding region runs from base 9 to 1703 and encodes 564 amino acids. Gene Ontology annotation, molecular function: oxidoreductase activity, acting on paired donors, with incorporation or reduction of molecular oxygen; monooxygenase activity; heme binding. NCBI's taxonomy places the organism in Eukaryota, Viridiplantae, Streptophyta, Magnoliopsida, Poales, Poaceae. The record is from RefSeq and is a predicted model, not a curated record. The transcript is spliced from 2 exons.